This is a messenger RNA of Dermacentor silvarum, 1251 nucleotides long. RefSeq lists its product as uncharacterized. NCBI's taxonomy places the organism in Eukaryota, Metazoa, Arthropoda, Arachnida, Ixodida, Ixodidae. Bases 1 to 1251 code for a protein of 416 amino acids. The transcript is spliced from 6 exons. The record is from RefSeq and is a predicted model, not a curated record.
AUGUCUGGUGGGGGCUGCUUGCGGGGCUUUCCUGGUUGGAUUACGAGGAGUUCCGACUUCUGCGGCGCGCAGCUGAGUCCUCAGGACUUCGCGUACUCGUGCACUCUUGCCUGCGUUAUCGCCAUAAUGGAGUACAACUCUGUCUAUUACAACGAUCCAGCUGCGUACGGGCAGGCGUACAACCCGGCAGAUUACGCGCAGAUGCCGUACGGACAGACUCCGUACGGACAGGCUCUAUCCGGACAGACCCCGUAUGGACAGGCUCCAUACGGACAGGCUCCAUCCGGACAGGCUCCCUACGGACAGGAUCCCUACGGACAGGCUCCAUCUGGGCAGGCUCCGUACGGACAGGAUCCCUACGGACAGGCUCCAUACGGACAGGAUCCGUACGGACAGACUCCAUACGGACAGACUCCGUAUGGCCAGACGCCAUACGGUCCGGGAGACUUCGGACAGGCGGGUCCCGCCGGCUACGUGCCAGUACCUGCUCAAACUCAGGCGGCCCAGCCAUCAGGGGGCGGCGUGUGGCUGACCACAACGGUGAUGUGCUUCACCAUGUUGCUCCUGAUCGGCAUUAUACUCAGUACACUGGCAUACCUGGCAACCAACGAAGAAGCACUUUCGACCGCGGAAGAGGUUGAAUUCCCGGUCGUCAGCGGUUCUUCGCCUGCCGGAGAGGAUGUUCCAGUGCCUCUUGCCGAGCCGCCGACCACAUCAACAAUGCCGACGCCUGUUGUCACUACGAAGCCCCCAACUGCACCCAUGAUGCGUCCCACAGUGCCUACUGCACCCCCUGCCGAGCCUCCCAUAGAACCCACGAUGCGCGCCACAGCGCCCACGAUGCCUCCCCCAGGGUCUACGAUGUCCCCCAGAGCGCCUAGGAUGACUCCCACGGCGCUCACAAUUCGUCCCACAGUGCCUAUAGAGCCACCUGCCGAGCCCCCCGAAGAGCCCACGAUGCCCCCCACAGCGCCCACAGUGGCCCAUACCAAGCCUUCCGUUAGUGUGUUCAUACCCGAUGAAGCAACCGACAAGCAGCCCAUGCUGUGUACCAUGAGCGAUAGAAUUACCUCGAGUCUGCAGUUCCCGCCAGACGCGCUGUGCGACUACAUCUUCUUCGACUCACUGUACAAGGGAGGCCGCAACUUGCUGACCGACGCGGCAACCUACAGCAAUAGCCUCGGAACGUUUCUGAUAGAACACCGUGCCUACCGACGUACAACCCUUGGCGUCGGUUUCGCAUUCAAGUGA